This is a messenger RNA of Komagataella phaffii GS115, 837 nucleotides long. RefSeq names its product Amphiphysin-like lipid raft protein. NCBI's taxonomy places the organism in Eukaryota, Fungi, Ascomycota, Pichiomycetes, Pichiales, Pichiaceae. The record is from RefSeq and is a predicted model, not a curated record. Gene Ontology annotation, biological process: actin cortical patch localization; endocytosis; plasma membrane tubulation. The coding region runs from base 1 to 837 and encodes 278 amino acids. Gene Ontology annotation, cellular component: Rvs161p-Rvs167p complex; medial cortex; mating projection tip. Gene Ontology annotation, molecular function: protein binding; lipid binding. The transcript has a single exon.
AUGUCCUGGUCAGGGUUCAAGAAAGCCGUCAAUAGAGCUGGAACGCAGGUCCUUAUGAAGACAAACCAUCUUGAUGAGAGUCUGGAUGAAGAGUUUGAUUUCCAGGAGAAGAACUUCCGGAUUAUCCAACAAUUUACUCAAGAGCUCUACAAUCGACUUUCAAGCUUAUUGGAAAAUCAUCAUAGUUGUCUAAAGGCUAAUCUAGCCGUUGCUACCACUUUGAACUCAUAUUAUGGAACCUCCACUACGGAUGGAUUUGAAGGAAAAUAUCUGGAGAUCGUCAACAGGAUAAAAGACGAUGUGUUACCCAAUUCAGUGGAACCGUUCAAUUAUACAAUAUUGCAACCGUUAGAGACUCUUAAACAGUACAAUGAAGAGUUUGACUUGUUAAUAAAAAAACGUUAUAGAAAGAAAUUGGACUACGAUAUGCUCCAAUCCAAAUUGUCAAAAUUGACCACCGAAAAAGAACAAUUGGAAUUUGACAAGAGGAACAACUCACUAGAUUCUCAAACGGAGCGUCACCUAGAGUCAGUUUCCAAGUCAAUUACAGAAAGUUUGGAAACAGAAGAGGAGUAUCUACAAUUGAAUUCCAAACUUAAAGUCGAGCUGUCCGAAUUCAUGUCGCUAAGGCUUUCUUACUUGGACCCCAUUUUUGAAAGUUUCAUUAAAGUUCAGUCAAAAAUUUUCAUGGACAUUUAUGACACAUUAAAGAGCGGACUACCUUAUGUUGAUUCUCUAUCCAAAGAGGAUUAUCAGUCCAAGAUCUUGGACUCUAGAAUAGAUAACAUUCUGUCGAAAAUGGAAGCGCUGAACCUUCAAGCUUACAUUGAUGAUUAG